CGUGGUGGGCCUCGAUAGGACCUUUUGUAGUGCAAAGAGCAACUUACCUCUCAGUAGCUCAGUGCUUCAGUUCCCGGCAGGUCAAGAAAAAUGGCGGAUUCCAGACUUUUGAUGGAAAAGCCACUGCCUCUGUUGAAGUUCAGGGAAAGCGGGGAGAUUAUCUGGGAAGAAGCCACAAAGACCUUUUUGCUGGGGCUCGACCAGAUUGUGGAGACCAUAGGAAUCAUGGGCCAGGCCAGGUCAGGCAAAUCUUACUUUGCAAACAAGCUGAUGGGCCUUUCCGAUGAAGACAGCUGCUUUCAAGUCAGACCUUGUGGAGAAGCUACCACAAAGGGUAUCUGGGUGUAUUGCCAGGAACAUCCAAAUAAGGACGGAAGGGUUAGGAUGUUUCUGGAUACAGAAGGUCUCCAGUAUGCUUUAAGCACAACCUCCAACGAAACCGAUUUGAGAAUCAUUUUCAUCAAUAUGUUUGUUUGUGGCAUCGUCGUCCUCAACAUGAAAGACCGAGUCAACCAGGGCACCUUGGAGCUUUUGAAGGUGGCCAUGAAAUGCAUCAAGUUCAUCAAGGACAAGGGCCAAGGAGAGGAGCUGGAGCUGGAGUGCAUGACACCACGAGAUCUUUACGUUCUGUUCCGGGACAAUGUGGACGAGGACCAAGACGUCCAGUGGGAGAUGGAAAUGGCGCUCAGGGUACACCAGUUAGAGGAGGACUUCACCUGCUGCUUCGAUCAAUGCCAGGCACGUGCCAUACCAUUCCCGAGCUGCAAUCGGCGCUUAACCAGGAACCUCUUGCAAGCCAGCGACGCGGAACUGAAUCCGGAAUUUGUUGAUAAAGUGGCAGCCGUUUCUCAAGAGAUUCUCCAGGAUUUCAGAGUGAAGCAAAUUCCUUGCCAAAGGGGACAGCAGGCGGCCACUGUCAAAGAUAUGAUAGGCAUCAUCGAGCAUCUCGUUGCUCUGAUCAACGAGAGUGGAUCUGUUUUCCGUCUGAGCUCCCUGUACCACAGCAUCGCUGAGAGGCAGGUGCGGAGCGCUGCGAAGGAGGCUGAGCUUGCCUACUUGGACCGCAUGGAGAAGCAGCUCCUUGACUUGCCGCUCAGCGAGGUCCACUUGUACAGGCUGCACGCCAACGCUUGCAAAGAGAGCCGAGAGAUCUUCCAAAAGGCAGCCGGGGCCUUCCUGUUCAAAAAUGACCAGCUCGGAAACCUUUCUAUCCUCGAAGAUCAUUACAGGAAAUACCAACAACUUAACCUCGAGAAAUCCGAAAAGCAAUGCAGGGAGAAUAUUCACCGUCUCCUCCAGCCACUGUUCAAACAAGUCAAACGCUAUACUAAGGACAGCAGUCAACUGGAGGCAGAUUUGUACCGGAUUCAACACUGUUACAAUGCAGCUGUGGGUAAUCUGCCAGGAGCCAAUGGAAUAUUGAGGAGCGAAGUUUCCAAGCACAGAGCUACUCUUUUACUCUCCAUUGCACGCAGGAAAGAGGAGGUGACUGAACAGCGUCACAGUGAUUUCGAGAUGGGUUUGAGGGGCUUUGACCUCCUGACCAAGUUCACGGCGAGCGGGCUGGCCCUCGCUAGCGCCUUCAUGGAAGAUGAUAAUGGUCGCACCGCAAGAGACAUCUCCAGCACUCUGCUGUCUGCGCCCCUCGCUAGCAGCUUGCUGAUGGGCUCCAGCUCAGGGCUCAGCCACAGAACCUCCUACUGUGACCAAGACCCCCCAACAUCGUUCCAGUACGCAGCAGAAGAUGUUACCAGCACUGAUAGUGCAAUUAUCUGAGUGAGUGUGAGAUUGUCAGUAUGGAAGGGAUCAUGAGUGUGAGAGAUUGAGAGGGAAAGGGAUCUCUCUCACACCCACCACCUCUCUCACACUCCUUCCCUCUUA
Molecule: messenger RNA, 1881 nt
Organism: Callorhinchus milii (elephant shark)
Lineage: Eukaryota; Metazoa; Chordata; Chondrichthyes; Chimaeriformes; Callorhinchidae
Product: guanylate-binding protein 5
Exons: 8
Coding region: 91-1776 (561 amino acids)
Molecular function (GO): GTP binding; GTPase activity
Source: RefSeq, a predicted model, not a curated record